This is a messenger RNA of Electrophorus electricus (electric eel), 5728 nucleotides long. RefSeq names its product sperm antigen with calponin homology and coiled-coil domains 1-like b (gene specc1lb). NCBI's taxonomy places the organism in Eukaryota, Metazoa, Chordata, Actinopteri, Gymnotiformes, Gymnotidae. The record is from RefSeq and is a predicted model, not a curated record. Gene Ontology annotation, molecular function: protein binding.
UGGACGAUUGUAUGAGUCCGUCCCGCACCAGUCUGGGACGGCGAAGUAAAUAGUUUAUGGUAUAUCGUUUCAUUUUUUCUUUAUUUUUAUUUUUAUCAGACAGAGGGUGCCUUAGUUUUCUCGAUUUAAAAGAGCUAUUGGUGUGUCAGGUUUUUUUGUGGUAGUUGCUUCAUCAUAGCUAGCUGACCUACCUCCCAGAAGCUGGAACAUCAUACAAAGUCUUCGGAAGAAAGAACUCCUGAAAGAUUGCGUCGUAAAUGUAUCAGAAACUUGGAGCCCAGUAUGAAGAAGGCGAGCAGGGCCGCGGGCGUCUCUGGCAGGACCACGGCAGGCGCUAAAGCCCAAGGCAAGGCCGAGGUCCCUGGCACUAUGGGCACUGGAGGCAAGGCCACGGUCAAGAUCGGCUCAGCCCUUCUGUCUAAGACGAAGAGCAGUGAUGAUCUCCCAGCAGUGAGUGCAGGAAGUGGAGGAGCCCCAGCAAGCAACAGUAGCACAACAGCCAGGAACAAGAGGAGCACCUACGCCGCUCAGAACACUGCAGAGGUCAAGACCAAGACCAGCUCAGGUCCAGGAAGGCGUGGGAUAUCUUCGGCGGUCCGAGAGCCAGGGCUGAACCGCGAGGGUUUGCGAGAGCGCUCCAGGACCACUGCCGCCAAGAAGCAGUCAGGACCCUCCGACCCCAUGCCCCCGAAGCGCUCUCGCUGCCGUGCCUCCGCCGACUCUGAAGCCCAGCCGGGCAAGUCGCGCUGCGACGGGCAUAUCAGCAACAAGGCCAUGCUGGAGUCCCGGGUGAAGGACCUGCUGGGCCUGGCCAAGAGCAAAGACCUGGAGAUCUUGCACCUGCGCUCGGAGCUGCGUGGCAUGCGGGCCCAGCUGGGCUUAGAGGAGCAGGAUGAACUGGAGGAGGGGUGCCAGACUGAGCACCCGCCAGAGAAGGAGGCUGCCACGUUGAUCAGCGCUGCUGAUGUGGAGUCCACCCUGCUCCUGCUGCAGGACCAGAACCAGGGAAUCCGUGGCGAGCUCAACCUGCUGAAGAGUGAGAACCGCAUGCUGAAGGACCGGCUCAACGCGCUGGGCUUCUCGCUGGAGCAGAGGCUGGAUGGGCCUGACAAGAGCCUGCGCACUGCCUCCCUGAGCCCAGAGCCAGCUGGGGGCAGCAGUGGGGGCGGACCCAGCAGCAGUAGUUGUGCUGGGGUCGGCACCCGGACGUCCUCAGCAGAAGGCUCAGCCGGAGGCUCCACGGAGGACCUGCUAUCGGAGGCAAGACGUGUGGGCUCCCCCGAUGCAGUGGACAGUGAGUGCAGCGAGGCUUACCAACCCGUCACAUCUAGCGAUGACGCGCUUGACGCGCCCUCAGGCUGCGGCUCCUCCUCUGAGUCGGAGGGUGGCUCGCCGGGGCGAAGCCGGACACGAAGGGGCGGCGACGGAGGUGGCUGCGAUGGCAGUGAGGUCUCCGUGGCCUGCCUCACGGAGCGCAUCCACCAGAUGGAGGAGAGCCAGCACAGCACGGCCGAGGAGCUCCAGGCCACGCUGCAGGAGCUGGCCGACCUGCAGCAGAUUGCGCAGGAGCUGAGCGCCGAGAACGAGCGGCUGGGCGAGGAGCGUGCCCUGCUGGUGGACUCUCUGCGGCAGCAGGGCGAGCGCCUCGACCUCUAUGGCCGACAGCUGGACUACUUCCGGGGCCUGCUGGAUGAGCACCACGUGUCUUAUGCCGCCGGCGACGAGGACGCCAAGAGCAGCCGCUACGUGGAGCUGGAGCGUCGCUACGGCGAGCUGAGCGAGGGCGCGCGCUUCGAGCGGGAGCAGCUGUUGGGCGUGCAGCAGCAGCUCAGCGGUGCGCUUAAGCUGGCCGAGCAGGAGAACGUCGAGGCGCAGGGCCUGGUGGCGGCGCUGAAGGAGCGCGUGCGCAUGGCCGAGCGCACCGCCGAGCUGGAGCGCCGGGAGCGCGAGGUGGCCGGCGCUGAGCUGGACGCCCUCCGCCUACGGGCCGAGGACGAGCAGGCCGAGCUGAACCGCUGCCGACUGCAGCUGGAGCAGGAGAGGCAGCGCGUGACCCAGCUCCUCACCAUGCACAGCACUGGCGACAGGACCGACAUCCGCCACCUGCUGGACAGCGAAAGGCUGGAGAAGAAGCAGGCCGAGACAAAAGCGGCAGAGCUGCAGGAGGAGCUGGUGCACACCCGCAGCCAAGCCACCCAGCUGCAGGACGCUGUCAGCAAGCUGGAGGGGGAUUUUCAGACGUUCCGGGAAGAGGUUCAGAAACAGCUGGCUGAGCAGAAGCGGGCUCUGGCCCAGCAGUGCUCCGAGCUGGAGGAGAAGGACACAGAGAUUGCUGACAUGAAGGAGACCAUCUUCGAGCUGGAGGAUGAGGUGGAGCAGCAUCGAGCCGUCAAGCUCCAUGACAACCUCAUCAUCUCUGACCUUGAGAAUUCAAUUAAAAAACUACAUGACCAGAAAUAUGACAUGGAAAAGGAGAUAAAGACCCUUCAGCGUAAACUGCGGGAAGAGUCUGCCGAGUGGCGGCAGUUUCAAGCUGACCUCCAGACCGCUGUGGUUAUUGCCAACGACAUCAAGUCCGAGGCUCAGGAGGAGAUUGGGGAUCUUCGGCGCCGCCUGCAGGAAGCUCAGGAGAAAAACGAGAAGAUGAACAAAGAGCUGGAUGAGCUCAAGAGCAGAAAGCAGGAUGAGGAGCGCGGCCGUGUCUAUAACUAUAUGAACGCGGUGGAGCGGGACCUGGCUGCCCUCAGGCAGGGCAUGGGCCUGGGUCGCCGAUCCUCUACCUCCUCCGAGCCCUCCCCGACUGUCAAGACCCUCAUUAAGAGCUUCGACAGUGCCUCGCAAGCUCCUAUUCCAAGCAGUCCAGCAGCUGCUGUUCCAGCCGUAGUGGCUGCUGCCAUUCCCAGAACCCCCCUCAGCCCCAGCCCCCUGAAAACUCCACCUGCUGCUGCUGUCUCCCCCAUGCAGAGGCACACAGUCACCACACCCAAGUCCCUCUCCUCACUAGUGGACAAGAGAGCAAGCUACACGGAGCUGUGCAUGUCAGUUUCUCGCAGGAGCAGUGAGGAGUUGAAGAGGGAUCUCUCAGUCACAGACUCGGCAGCGCCCACGUCAAUCAUGUCUCUAGGGUCCUCCUCCCCUCAGCUCUCUCUGUCUUCAAACUCCUCCUCCCCCACAGCCUCUGUCACGCCCACUACACGUGGGCGUCUACGAGAAGAGAGGAAGGACCCUCUGUCUGCUCUAGCCAGACAGUAUGGAGGAUCAAAGAGGAACGCUCUCCUCAGGUGGUGUCAGAAGAAGACAGAAGGUUAUCAGAACAUAGAUAUCACCAAUUUCAGCAGCAGCUGGAACGAUGGCCUGGCCUUCUGUGCGGUCCUCCACACUUACCUACCCGCCCAUAUCCCGUACCAUGAGCUCAACAGCCACGACAAGAGACGAAACUUUACCUUGGCAUUCCAAGCUGCAGAGAGUGUGGGAAUUAAGUCCACACUGGACAUUGGUGAGAUGGUACACACAGAAAGACCAGACUGGCAGAGUGUGAUGACUUAUGUCACGUCCAUCUACAAGUACUUUGAGACCUGAGUCUCUGAAUCUUGUUGCCGAUGCCCAUACGUGACAAUCAACACUUGCCUGCUUGCCUUUAGCUCAAGGCCGCCUAUAUUAAAGCUAUUUAAGUUGCUACACAAACAAAUGUUAUGACUGUACUUCCCAGAUGCCUCUUGCCUGGGGGAAGGGGUUUGGUGGUCCACCCUCCUUUAAAGGUUGACCUUUCACAAAGCCACAUGAACUUGCAACAACUUUUUUUUUUUUUUUUUUUUUGGUCAAACACUACGUAGUUACACAUGUUCAUCACAUGCUCACAUGUGCUUAAAUGUGCAGGUAAUCUGAUCAGCUAUCAGGCAGUGCUUCUGUGUAAAAGGCCCAACUCCAUUGUGUUUUGUUUCUUGAUAAGCUAUUCUUCCUUCUUUUUGGCCAGGCAGCUCCACGUGAACUUCCUUUUGAUUAUAAUUUUUUUUUUUUUUUAUGUCAGCAGAAUGUCAGUAUCCUCAUUAUACGUAAUUCAUUCCAUUGUGCCAUUUGUGCUGUUUAAUAAGCUUUAACAGUAGGAUUAUGGAAGAGGAUUUCACUCAUGGUUUGCUGUUCCUUGGCUUUGGUGGUCAUUGUGCCUUGUCCAUAACAGUGAUUCUGUAAUUGAAAUCUUGGUUUCUUGGUACGUAUUUAUUUUAAAAAGUGAUGCCCCUAAAAGCUUCCCUUGCCACUAAGCUCAUAAAGAACUUGAGUUUAGUUGUUUUGAGUCAGUGUCCUUCAUGACAGUUGGCCCUUUUCCCUCGUUCUCUCCACAUUUCUACUUUUGUAGAAAUUUCAUGCCUUUUGUCAUGCAAAAGGAACAGGUUUUUGUAUGCAAAUAUAAGGAAGUUUCGGGUAUCAGUAGGAUGGAAAACACUUCCCUAAGUUGGCUGCCUUUACUGAAAUCCAGAGCUGCUUUAUCCCUUUUAUUAGUACCUCACUGCUUACACAAGUGAUCUCUAGCCCACUCGCUGCCUCAGAAGUGCAAAAGUACUGAAUGCGUUUUCUGAUUGUAAUCAGCACCAUGCUGGGUUUCACAGACCAUGUCUGCUUUGCCCUGUUCUACAAGCAUACCUAACUUCCAUAACCAACUCCUAUUGCAGACUUUUCUUACUGGUGUAAAAGCACAAAACAGGACUCAAUGUGUGUAUUCUCAGUAAAAUGUGAAGCUUCUCUGUUGUUUUGCAUAUCUUUGAAUGCAUUACACGACUUUAUAUUUGAGGCUCAAUCUAAACUUUGCUUCUGCACAAACACAAAGCCCAGAGCACCAUGCACACUUUUGAUAAAGGUAAGGGUUUUUUGUUUUUAUUUGUUUGCCUGCUUUUUGAGAUGGCUUGUAAAGCACAAUGCUUGCUAUGGUAAGUGCAAAGGCCUACCUGCUCUAAUGUCUUUUCUGCAUUGCCUUAAAAAUAUUGUUUUAUAAAGACAUUCUGCCCAAAUAGGUCUGCCACCUUCUGUUGGCAGAGUCAAAUAUCUUUGAAGUUGUUAAGAUUUAUGCCAAGACCCAGAACAAGGGAUAUUUUAAUUUGUACAUUUCAGCAUUUGAAGUGCAAAUAUUUUUUUAUGUCAAAUGUCCAUUAUCUUGAAAAAAAGAAGAUACCACCUGUAAUUUAUUCCAGACAGUGUUUUGCUGAGUUUGGAUGAUGGAAAAAGAGGGUACCUGAAAAUAUUACAUCUAGAUUUGAUUACAUCGCUUGAAGCUGCUGCUCUUGAUGACUUCAUGUUUUGAAACAUUAUGCUAUGUCCUGAUGCAGAUCAGGUUGAGGUUUCAGUUGCAAUUUGAUUUAAUUUAACCAGGUAUACAAAUGGGGGUGCCGAUGGAAAAUUAUUUUUUCAUUAACUCUUAUUUCUAAUUCACCUCCCAGGGCUCUGAGAUUUCGUAAGGUUUCAUCCACUGAAAUGCAUUUUUUUGUAUCAUGUUUGUUGGUUUUAUCAUGUGAGUGAGUUUGAAUUCAUUACCGUGUGAGUGGAUGGGAAUGUAUUGUAGAAAUUUUCAUUACUGUUUUUACGCUCUUUUAGCACUCUUCACACGUCCUUUCUUGCUACAUUCAUUUGAUCUCCUUGUUUUCAGUUAAAGAAAUUGUCUGAACUUCCUGUUGAGCAUUUUCUUACAACCAUUUCUAGACCAGCAAGUCUAAUACCAAUAAAUUUCUCAGAUUAUUCA